AAUUUGUACCACAGACCUUAUCAAAGGGCUUUGCAAAACUUCCAUUUUGGCAAUUAUGAGUAUUAGUUGAGCUUAACCUCUUGAGUAAUGGGGUGGGAAGUGAGAAAAUUGUCAUUUCAUUUUACUCGGCUGUCAAGGAAGGUGGACCUUUGGAGGAGCCAGACAGUGGUCGAGAGUAAAAGGAACUCUGAGCAGCAAAGGCUUGGAGGGAAUUUGAGGGGAACUUCUUUUUGGGGCUAGUAUAUCUGCUUUCUCUGAGAGCAUGGCAGCUGUGAGAACUGAAAACUGGUUCUGCUUUGGAUCUUUAGGCUCCAACCCCAGCCUCCAUUUAGCCAUGUACAACUAGGAAGCCAGCCUUUUGAAAAAUUACUUUCAUCGUUAAUUCUUAUUGAGGAAUUUGUAAGAGGCCAGAGGACAAACUCCUUGUUAGGAAAACAAGUGACACAUAUUUGGGUGAUUGUGCCCUUUAAGUCAUAACCCUAACCCAUUUUCACAGAAAUAGGGUCUGUGUUUCUUAAGGAGACACUUUUACGUAGAUUAUAAAACACAGGGUCAGAGAAAUGUUUUAGGAGAUGCAGAGUGUCCAUCUAGGUAAAUACAGCUGUCAGCGCAACCAGUAUUUUUAAAUAAGGCAAUCUUUCUCAGGAAAGGUGAAGGGAUAAGUAGUUUCUUCACUAGUAAAUGGAGACCAUAGCUGCUUUUCUCUGAAAUGUGGCAAUGGAGCGAAAAUCUUUUACUAUAUUCUGGCAUUUACGGAAACUUACACUUUAUUUUACUUUUUCCCUUUUUGGAGGGGAUAAGAGAGAACACCUUCCCCUUUGUGCCAUGUGUCUCAAUUGAUUUUUAAUCAUAUCCAGAAAACUGAAGAAACUGGAAGAGAACCGAAGGAGCAAGUGACCAUUUGAAGAUUUGUCCCCAGGGUUAUACCUGCUGCUCUGAAGAAAUGGAGGAGAAGUACAGCCUGCAAAGUAAAGAUGAUUUCAAAAGUGUGGUCAACGAACAGUGCAAUAAUUUGCAAGACAUCUUUGAUUCCCGCUACAAGAAGUUUGAUGAAUUCUUCAAAGAACUACUUGAAAAUGCAGAGAAAUCCCUGAAUGACAUGUUUGUGAAGACAUAUGGCCGCUUAUACAUGCAAAAUUCCGAGCUAUUUAAAGAUCUCUUUGAAGAGUUGAAGCGCUACUAUGCGGUGGGGAAUGUGAACCUGGAAGAAAUGCUAAAUGACUUCUGGGCUCAUCUUCUGGAGCGGAUGUUCCGCCUGGUGAACUCCCAGUACCAGUUCACAGAUGAGUAUCUGGAAUGUGUGAGCAAGCACACAGAGCAACUGAAGCCCUUUGGAGACGUACCGCGGAAACUGAAGCUGCAGGUUACCCGUGCAUUUGUAGCAGCCCGUACUUUUGCUCAAGGCUUAGCGGCUGCAAGAGAUGUAGUGAGCAAAGUCUCUGUGGUAAACCCCACAGCGGAAUGUACCCAUGCCCUGCUGAAAAUGAUCUACUGCUCCCACUGCCGGGGGCUGGUGACUGUGAAGCCAUGUUACAACUACUGCUCGAACAUCAUGAGAGGCUGUUUGGCCAACCAAGGGGAUCUCGAUCUUGAGUGGAACAACUUCAUAGAUGCCAUGCUGUUGGUGGCGGAGAGGCUAGAGGGUCCUUUCAACAUUGAAUCGGUCAUGGAUCCCAUCGAUGUGAAGAUUUCUGAUGCGAUCAUGAACAUGCAGGAAAAUAGCGUGCAGGUAUCUCAGAAGGUUUUCCAGGGGUGUGGAGCCCCUAAUCCCCUCCCAGCAGGCCGGAUUUCCCGGUCCAUCUCGGAGACUGCCUUCAGUGCUCGCUUCCGACCAUAUCACCCUGAGGAACGCCCGACCACCGCGGCUGGCACGAGUUUGGACAGACUGGUUACUGAUGUCAAGGAGAAACUGAAACAGGCCAAGAAGUUCUGGUCCUCUCUUCCGAGCAAUGUUUGCAAUGAUGAGAGGAUGGCUGCGGGCAACGGCAAUGAGGAUGACUGCUGGAAUGGAAACGGCAAAAGCAGGUACCUGUUUGCAGUCACAGGCAAUGGAUUAGCCAACCAGGGUAAUAACCCGGAGGUCCAGGUGGAUACCAGCAAACCGGACGUGCUGAUCCUUCGUCAGAUCAUGGCUCUUCGAGUUAUGACCAAUAAAAUGAAAAAUGCUUACAAUGGCAAUGAUGUGGACUUCAUUGACCUCAGUGAUGAAAACAGUGGAGAAGGAAGUGGAAGUGGAUGUGAGGAUCAGCGGUGCCCGUCGGAAGCUGAGUACAAUGGAACCAACCACUCUGGCAAUGAGAAAAAAGCAGCCGACAGCGCUGGUGCCCGCCUGGAGGCACAGCCCUACCUCCUCCCUGUCCUCUGCAUCUUGUUCCUGGUCAUGCAGAGAGAGUGGAGAUAAUUCUCAACGUUGGAAGCAGAGCAUUCAUCGUCAAAGAGUGGAAAGGCACCGGCUAUCACUUUUAUACCAUCCUAGUGACUUUUGCUUUUUAAAUGAAUGGAAAGUGUUGUACAGUUUUUACUAUGUGGCCACUGGUUUAAAAAAAAAAUGCUGACUUUGUUUUUUCUUUCAGUUCUGGGCAAGGACAAGGGACUUGUACAUGAAGUUGGUCCCUGCUCCCCCAGACUCAUGUUAAACGUGGCUAACAGUGUAGGUACAGAAUUGUAGUUAGUUGUGUAUUUGUGAUUUUAUCACUCUACUGUUUGUUUGUUGUUGGGUUUUUUUUGUUUUGUUUGUGGGUUCCCCCCCCCCCAUUAUGGGCUCACCUUGUUUCUUACAAGAAAACCAGGGUCCUUUCGUGGCAUGUAACAUUUACGUAUUUCUGAAAUAUUAAAUAGCUGUACAGAAGCAGGUUUUAUUUAUCAUGUUAUCGUAUUAAAAGAAAAAAGCCCAACAAGCAGUCAAAUUUCCAUUUAUCCCUGUUAUUUUAGUUGCCUUAUCUGGAGAAAAGUGGGGGUGGUUUUGUUUUUUUAUUAUAAUUAUUAAGUUAGGACAGAAUGUGAAGGCACAAGUGGCUUCUGAACCACUUGCCAGAUUGGAUUCAAGCAUUAAUACAAGAAGGUUAUGCUUCAUUUAUAGCUGGUUAUCAGAAGAGACUGCAGACUGCUCGUUUAGUUGGGUUGAAUUACAUAAGCUAAAAUCACACAUAGGUCUGUAUCUUGAACCUGCUUAUACUGAAAGUGUGUAGCCCAUUCAGGAAGAUUCUGGAUACAUUUUCCCUCAGAAGAUCUAAGGCAUUUAGGAAGGCCCAGGUAUUUACAUAUUCACACUUAGUUUGGGGGUGUUUUUCUUCUUCUUUUUUUAAACCAGGCAAGUUAGCAAGCCACUGUGUGCUGGUGUUCAUGUCCACACUGACCCUCUUUGCAUUGGUAUCCCAAUAGCAUAAGUGACCAACAAUCUCAUUUGGUCCCCUUUAUUACUGUGGUCCACAUUUCAAACCCAGCCAUGUACAGGCUGGAGCUGUCUGGGGGCUAGCCAGAAUUAGGGUACAGCCUGGGCUUAGGAAAUUGCUAUCAAACUCAUGAGUGAAGUUUUUGUCUGUGCAUCUGUGUUUGCAUUUGUUUUUGGAUCCCAGUUGUUGUUGUUUUUAAGAGAUUCUGAAGUGUCUUAGUUGAGUCUUUGCGUUGCCCCACCCCCUCUGAUCAGAAAGGCAAAGGGCUUAUAGUGGUUUGCAGCUGUGCUACCCUGUCGGCCAAGGAGCCCACGUGGGAGAGAACUGGGUGUCCAGAUUUUUGCACAUGUUGUUGUUGUUGUUUUUUCAGGGGGAGGGGCGGGAUGGGGAUAGGUAGAGCCAAGAAGACUACAUCUUAGCGGUGACCCCUAAUUAGCCACUUGGGUGAACUGGCAAAAGCCGUAUCUGUUGUCCCAGGGCAAAGACUAACAACUGCCUUGGCCCCUUAGGAAGCUUUCUUUGCAUCCUUACCAAAUGACAGCUCAUAAAACUAUGAGAAUGUAACGAAUCACAUUAAAAGGUGUUACCAAAAGUCCUCAGACUAAUUCCUGUAAGUCUCUUCCUGCUUUUAGACAGCCAUUAUGUUCCCAACCAAUUCUAUAGAAGCCAAAACCCACAAAGAGGUUGUUUUUGUUAUUGUUGAAGCUUCAGUUGUAAGAGUAAUCCUCUAUUUUUAUAUUGAAACAUAAUUACUUGAUAGCUCAGGGUCUACGUUUCGUUCAACUUUUUACACCGAAUUCUGCAGAAUGGUCAAAAUGGAAUAUUGGGGGCAGUUGUAAACAGAGGCUUAAUUUUAUUGGAAGUAGCCAGUUAUUUAUUAAGGCAUGAUGUUAAUAAAAUAGGCAUAUUCUGGCUGGUGUGUAUGAGUGGUCUUUUUUUUUUUUUUAAACAAAUCACAGAAAACAUAAAAUUGCAAAGGCACUCCGUUUAUUAUAUAUGAGGAAAAAUGGAUUGUAAAUAGCUAAGCUGCCUUGUGAGACCUUGGAAAUGUGCUGAUGUUUAGUAACUACCUCAGUUGUGAGGAAUUUCCUUUUUAGCUUAGACUGCGAUUACUUUUACGUGGUAGAAAUGAAUCUGGUCUCCAAAAUGUGGCUCUAAGAGUCCAUAGACCUUGUUAGAUUGUUUUUAAUUUAAAACCUUGAACUCUGCCCAGCUGUUUUCUUUCAGUCAAGUUCUCUAAACCAAUAACAUUUUCCGAAUUAAAUAUUCUUGAAGGUUCUUCUGGACUCUUACCGAUUUGUUUUCUUUCUUUGCAUUUUUUCUUGUUACCCUUUUAUUAUUUAAAUUGUCUCCUUCUUUUGAACUUGAACUAUGAAAUAAACAAAUCAGAUUUUUCCA
Messenger RNA from Loxodonta africana (African savanna elephant), 4790 nucleotides. RefSeq names its product glypican 4 (gene GPC4). Lineage: Eukaryota; Metazoa; Chordata; Mammalia; Proboscidea; Elephantidae. The transcript has 9 exons. Gene Ontology annotation, cellular component: cell surface; extracellular region; synapse. Gene Ontology annotation, biological process: synaptic membrane adhesion; regulation of neurotransmitter receptor localization to postsynaptic specialization membrane; cell migration. Bases 944 to 2401 code for a protein of 485 amino acids. The record is from RefSeq and is a predicted model, not a curated record.